CCGACUACUCCCAUCUCAUCUUGCAAGAACACAGAUCGAUUUUUGAGCAGUAGAGCAGUGCAACAAGAGGAAGCAACCAACGGCUUGACCGUUCGAUCGAUCGAUCGAAGAACUGCAAGAACCUAGCUAGUAGAAGCAGCAAAGGAGAGCAUGCACGAGAUGAAGAGUGAUCAUGGAGAAGGAGAGGAAGAGGUGGUGCUCGUAGGAGACGAAGAGGAAGAGGACUUGGUUCUCCCCGGGUUCCGAUUCCACCCCACCGACGAGGAGCUCGUCACCUUCUACCUCCGGCGGAAGGUGGCCGGGAAGCGGCUUAGCAUCGAGAUCAUCAAGGACUUCAACAUCUACAAGCAUGAUCCUUGGGACCUCCCAAAGGCGAGCACGAUUUCCGGGGAGAAGGAGUGGUACUUCUUCUGCCUGCGGGGGAGGAAGUACAGGAACAGCAUCAGGCCCAACAGGGUCACCGGCUCCGGCUUCUGGAAGGCCACCGGCAUCGACCGCCCCAUAUACUCCGCCGCCACCGGUCGCGCCGGCGACUGCAUCGGCCUGAAGAAGUCCCUCGUGUUCUACCGCGGCAGCGCAGGCAAGGGCACCAAGACCGAGUGGAUGAUGCAUGAGUUCCGCCUUCCGCCGCGCCCCGAAAGCGCCAACUCCUCGCCGAGCACGCAAGAAGCGGAAGUAUGGACCAUCUGCCGGAUAUUCAGGAGGAGCAUCACCUACAAGAAGCAGCCGCAGCGGGUCGCCGGCACGAUGGCCGUCGCGCAGCCCGAUUCGAGCUCCAUCACCGGAAGCCUCGAGUCGGACACUGGGGACGAGUACAUGAACGGCCUGCCGGCGCCGCAGGCUCCGGUGAAGAGCAACGUGAACAACGACUAUGGCUACAGCCAGCAGUUUCAGGGGCAAUGGAACAGUAGCGUCCUGCAUGCGGCGGCCACGGCCCCUCUGCCAUCGCCGGCGAUGGCAGCAUCCCAUCACGGCGUGCUUAGUAGCCCCGCCGCACCGAACGACGACCUGUACUACAAGGAUGGGUGCAGCUGGGACGACAUUGGCAGGAUGGUGAUGGAGCUGACUGAUCCGGGUGUGUUCUACGACUGCAGAUACGCUCAGUGAAACCUGCCGACAAAACACGAGACUGACAUGCAUGUAGGGCCUGCGUGCUAGGUACUUACAGCAGAGUGCAAUUAUAUGAUAGAUCACAGAGUACAAAUUUUUGUUGUUGUCAUUUGUAGCAGUGUAUACAUCAUAUGGGAUAAGAUAUUUAAGGGA
This is a messenger RNA of Phragmites australis (common reed), 1263 nucleotides long. Its product is annotated as transcription factor JUNGBRUNNEN 1-like. Bases 151 to 1107 code for a protein of 318 amino acids. Gene Ontology annotation, molecular function: DNA binding. NCBI's taxonomy places the organism in Eukaryota, Viridiplantae, Streptophyta, Magnoliopsida, Poales, Poaceae. Gene Ontology annotation, biological process: regulation of DNA-templated transcription. The transcript is spliced from 3 exons. The record is from RefSeq and is a predicted model, not a curated record.